Dalotia coriaria is the source of this 993-nucleotide messenger RNA. RefSeq lists its product as uncharacterized. NCBI's taxonomy places the organism in Eukaryota, Metazoa, Arthropoda, Insecta, Coleoptera, Staphylinidae. The transcript has 5 exons. The coding region runs from base 1 to 993 and encodes 330 amino acids. The record is from RefSeq and is a predicted model, not a curated record.
AUGGCUGAACAGUCAUGUCCGCAAUGUCGGCAUAAAGAGACACCGACUACAAUCCAUAGAAUCUAUUUGAAUAUUGCUUCUUCUGAAGGAAUUGCUGAAGAUGUGGCCACACUACAGGCUAGAUUGGACACUGUCAAGUUUGAGAUUUCUGUCAAGGAGCAGAAUCUCAUGGAUUAUGCAUCAAAGUACAAACGAUGCAAGGCAAAAUGUGUUAUGUUAAAAGAAUCAAUUGUUGAAAUGGAACAAGAACAAAGAACUCAUGAAACUAACAUGCUUGCCCUCCAAACACAAUUGAAGAGUUACCAGGAAAGAGCAAGGGAUAAAGAUAAACUAGUUGUAGAAAUAGAACAACUUAAGAAGCAAAUUGACAGCAUGGAUCAUCUCAAAACCAUGCUCACCAAUUGUGACCAACAAAGCAAUUUAAUAUUGAAUCAAAACAAUGAUGCAAACUCACUAGCAAUUUUAUCUGGUACAUUAAAAAGUCAACUAGAAGCAACAAAACAGAAGAAUAAAGACAUGUCCUCGCAAAUCUAUCGCAUCGGGAAGGAAAUGUUGCAUACAAACAGUAUUACAGCUAAACUACGAAGUCGCUGCCAACUUAUGGAGCCUGGAUCAUGUGGAAACUGCACAUCGGAGAUUAAUUAUUUGACAGGGAAAAUUAAUCAAAUGCGCAGGCGCAGCAGUGGUGGUUCUACGCCAAACUGCACCAGAACUUCAGGUUCCACUUCAGUACUGGAUUAUAGUGAUGUGAUGGUGUAUGAAGUGGACUCACCACAACGCCCAUCAAAAUCUAUGGAUCCAAUCGUUAUUUUGAGCGAUGUUUCACCCGAUUCAACAUCUCCGGAAUCCGCAACCAGAAAUACAGCAAAAUCCAGCGCAUCAGGCACACCUAUGAUUGGUAAGGGUGUAAAGAGAGCAAAAUCUUCGAUGUCUACCACUUCUACACGCAAGUUGAGACGGCUCUCGCCCAGAAACGCAAAGAAGGCACAGUAA